Molecule: messenger RNA, 5253 nt
Organism: Oncorhynchus masou masou (cherry salmon)
Lineage: Eukaryota; Metazoa; Chordata; Actinopteri; Salmoniformes; Salmonidae
Exons: 7
Coding region: 1686-4520 (944 amino acids)
Source: RefSeq, a predicted model, not a curated record
UGAAUACUUUCUGAAGGCACUGUACAUGGAACCAAAAAGGCUUCUCUUCUCCUAAGGGGACAGCCAAAGAAUCUUUUUGGGAACCUUUUUUUCUAAGAGUGGAGCCUACAUAGAAAAGAACAACGGCCUAGCCUAUUACAGCACAUGUUGAACAAGACAUACAUCACACAAUCUAGUACACCCAAAUACAAAAAGCACACACACACACACACACACACACACACACACACACACACACACACACACACACACACACACACACACACACACACACACACACACACACACACACACACACACACACACACACAAUACAACAGACUGGGUUGUGUCUGAACAUGUACAUUUUUAAUGACACAAUCUAUCAGUCGCUCCAGGCGAAAAACACUAUCAGUCAUUGUGUUUUCAUUUUUAGAGGACUGGGCAGCCUGCUCUCUUAGGCAACUAAUCUAUUGAUCGGGAGAGUAGGGAGUGUAGUUCUGUCCUCUGGAUGUUGGUAGUUUAAGCAUCUCAUCAUAAACUGAAAAGAUUCAAUGUAACCAUGUCUUGUCUGGUGGGGGUUUAAACAGGAUAUAUUUUUGACUUUUUAAAGCUUUUGUUUAGGCUUUGUUUAGUUAGCAAAUGUGGUAAAUAAGCUGUUUCAGUUUCCACCUUAUUUGCAUAUAGAUAAUGACUAGUCCCUGUUAGGCAUGGGUGUGAGUCAUACAAACAAAUAAUUGUUACCGCAAAUUUGCAUUGAAUGGUCAUUGAUGAUGCGUGAGUUUUAAAUUGAUAGGUCUGACAUCAAGGGUGUCAAAGUAAUUUGGGGGGCCAUUUUGUAAAUAUAUUGGUCUGUAGGGCCAAACAUUGGCAAACAAAAAGUUGAUUUACAUGCCUCUAUUUACAGUAGCCUAUUGUCACGGUAUAGUGUCGGCCUCAACAGAAUUACAUGUGAAUUCACUUCUAUUAGGCAGCUGGAGUUGGGAGUACAAGUCUGGGCCCACAUUCAACCAGAUGGCAGGCUACAAAAUGGCCCCUAGGCUGCAUAUGUUUCAUGUUUGACAAGCCCUACCUUACUCUCAGACUGACUGUAGUGAAACUGGGGGACAAGGCCUACAUAUAAUCCAUAAUCAUCAAUGAUAAUAGGCCUGUAAGUGCGCCGCUAGAGGCCAAGGGUAACCCCAAAUUUAUAUCAAUAAUCCAGAGCAAUAGGCUAAAUGAACUGCACUAAUGUUCUUGUUCCAGCUGUGUCGGUUCGAUCCGGUUCUGCAUUCACAAGGACAAUUGUCUGUCUCGCGCUUUCAAUUGGUUCGAUGAAACACCACUACAUCAGGAUUCGAUGCAGUUUGAUUGAUGUUGGGUCAGGGAUGUGGCAUAUUUCUUCCACAGUCACGCAGCUAUUCUAGAGUUGGAGGGUGAGGGAGACAGAUGGACAGCACCAAGAUGAGAGGCUGUUAAGUUAUUCUGGACAGUUUAACAGCUGGAUACUUCAUUGAGAUAAUUACUUUCCCCUUUCAGCAGAAACAGCGUUGGGUUAGAUAUUUGGAAACAUUUCAGAUUUUCUUUUCAAUUAGACCCAUUUUGGAAAUGUAGGCAUUUGUGGUGCACAUAUCUUGAAGGAUUUCGUAUUAAUUGCUCAUUCAUACAGAACAUAAGUAAUACCGGUAACCAGCUGACAGAGUGAUGGUUGUUCAUCUUCUGGAGCUAUGAUCUCUGAGGCUGACAGACAGGGAGCAGUUAGACCCAAGAGGUUACCAUCAGACGGGCACAGGGACAGGGACCGCAGCCCCAGACAGGGGAGACAUCAGGAGGGCAUUGACGACCUCCCUGCAGGGAAGAGACAAAUGAUGGAGAAGUUUUUCACUCCUGUUCAUAGUCCUUCUCCAGGUGGGCUGAAACCAGGGAAGCACUGCCAUCACAACCCCGAUCAUUACCACCAGCACCGGGAUCAAGAAAGGGAGACACACAGCUACAGCAGGUUACGGGACAAUGAUAGACGCAGCAGUGAAAGCCACGGUCACCACCAUACCCAUGGUAACCAUCUCCAAGAUGACCAGGAGCAACCUCUUAGACGCCACCAUCACCAUCCUCAGCACCUUCAUCACGAUGACGAGAUGUCGGAUCACCACACCACCGUCACCCUCUCCAGAGCAUCUUCCUCCUCCCUCUCAUCUUCCCCCUCCGACUCUUCCACCGAAUGGUCCUCUGACGCCGGCAUUGACGACAAGUUCUCCAUGAAGCAGGUCAGCCGGCCGCAGCAUACCAUGUCCUGCUCCAACAUUGCGGGAGGACGACAGUUCCGUGAGGAUGACAGCGAGCUGCAGGUGUAUGCCACUGUCAAACAGGGGCGAAUUCACAGAGGAGGCAGUCCUGGGACCCAUCCUCGGGCCCAGGGGAGGGGAGGACGAGAGCCUAGCUACUCCGAGCUAAACCGAGGCCACAGCCGCAGUGAAGAGGGGCUGCUGCAGAACACAGGAACUGACAAAGGGAAAGUACGGACACCCCCACACCUGAAGCACGGAUCCCUCUACAAGACAGCCAGCCUGGGCCGGAGCCUGGCCUUCAGUGAAGAGGUCUUAGCUGGGCCGAAGAGGGCAGUGUCUUUUAUCCAGCUCCCCAGUAAAGGCAUCCUGAAAAACAAGGAGGCGCCGCCGGACAUCCGCAAGGCCAAGUCCAUGGAGGUGCUGUCCCCCCGGGUGGCAGGCAAGACAGCAGGGCCCAAGGGGAAGCAGGAUGUGGAUGCUCUGAAGGAUGCAGCCAGGCAGAGCAUGGUGAAGGGGAAGAUACAGUUCUCUGCCUUCCUGGAUGAGAUCACUAAACAGGUCAUCAGCCCCGCCCGUCUCAAUACUCUGGGGGUCCCUGUUGAGACUGUAGGACCGGGUCCAGCCAAAGCCCCAACUUCCUCCAAAUCUCAACCGAAAAGUCAGCCCCAGCUUCCCUCGAAAAAGCUGGGAGAUGGGCAGGGGGAAGAGAGGGAGCCGGCUACUAAACCGCAGGCUCUGCCUAGGAAACUGAGGAAUGCCUCUGACGCACGGUCACAGAAAAUAUCUCUCCCUGCAAAGUUUGGGUAUGAAAGCAAGAACCACACUCCUCGUCUAGGCAGCCCCCCAACCCUCCACUCCAGCCAACCCUACCCGCCCCACCCACCAGCUGGCUAUGAAGACGAACCAGCUUCCCUGCCUGACUUCCAGGGUCCUGUCGGUAAUAGGCAUGGCCGGUAUGGCCCGCUUCUUACAGAUGGCACUGUCAGCUCCAGCCCUGAGCCCAGCCAUCACAAACACCGGAGCUACAAACACCUUGAUCAGAGCCACAGGCCCAGCCAUAGCCCACCUUCAUCUCCAUACACCCAGCAGCCCCAGCUACCCCAUCACGCCCUGAUCCACACACAUUCCCCUCCACCAGUACAAGGGCCAGAGUCGGAGUCUCCCUCCAGCAAGUCGGACUCGUCCCGGAACAGAGAACAAGACACGGCCAGCCCCAACUCCGAGCAGAACGACCGCCACAGCCAGUCACCCUACCGCUGGUGUCCUACUUCAUAUAGGGCCUUGACGGAUGACAUAGGCGAACUACAGACACUGCAGGAGGAGAAUGCUGAGCUGCACCAGAACCUGAUGCAAACAGUGGUCUGCAUCGAGAGCCUGGAGGUGGAGCUAGCCAGGGCCAGGGAGGAGCUUAGCCACAUGAAGGAGAAGUUCAAGAGGCUCCAGGACACACACACAGGUACCCAGCACACCAACAGCCUUCUGGGGGAGAAACUGCACUCAGCGACUGAGAGCCUGAGCUCUGAGAGGAAGUAUAUGGUGCAGCGUAUCGCCCAUCUCAGCACAGAGCUGGAGCAGGCCAAUGCCACCAUUGCCUCUCUGGAGAACAUCAAUGUUCCCUGUCUGAUCAAGGAGCUCCUAGAGAAGCACUUUGACUCUGGAGACGCUGUCAAGCAGUUCCUGAAGAACGCCUUGAAAACCGGCCAAUCUACGGGAGACAUCGAAUCACCGGCUCCAAAACUGGAGCAGAAGCCGUCUGAUUGGUCAAGCAUAGGACUGAGGGAGUUUGAGGCGGGUCCACAAAAGGUCACUGCUUUUAUGCCCUGGAAGCAGGAAGAGGGGUUUGGGGUGAUAGGUCAGACAGGAAAUGAGGAAUCUGGCUCGAUGAGUCCCCCUUUCUCAAUCGCUGACAUCAGUAUGGCUAUAUAUAAGAAGCUAGCUGCAGGCCAAGCAGCAAGACAGCCCCGGCCUUCCAACUACCAACCUCACACUGCCACCCCUCCCAACCCCUACCCUCUGGUGGAGUUGGGUACAGGGGGGGAGGGUUACCGUGCGCCUGCUGUCAAGGGGUGUGUGGCAGAGGCGGGCAGAGCAGCUGAGAGUACGCAGGGUGCUGUUGUUGAUGUGUCCUAUCUGACGGCCCAGAGGGUUUUAGAUGACUUCCUGCACCAGCUGACUCACCCAGAGGAUGGGAGUGGAGGUGGGGGGAGGGGGCACAAGGCCAACGGGGAGGAGGAGGAGGAACUGACGAGAGGGGGGAGGAGUGAAAGGAACCUGUGAAUUUCUGUAAUUGUAAUCUAAUCUUGCAUAGGCUAGGAUUGUUCAAAUUGUGACGGUUUCUUUGUGAUGGUUUCAGGCCUGUAGUUCUGCAUUUAUUUGACUCACUAAAUGUCACUAUACAUUUGAGUGAUAGCAUUGUAAGUAUUACAUUCUUCCUUCCCAAAUGUCUUGUUGUGCAGUGGUAAAGAAAGUAUUAGACUAAACAACUCAUUUGCAUACUCACAGAAUAUAAUAAUUGAUUAAAGUUUACAAUGUGGUACAGUUCCUUCUUUCCCUUAUGAAGUGAUGCAGAAUUGAAAUAGUUUUUGGUUCGUGUCUAGACAAUGACUGCUAUUUUGUAAAGCUCCAGUAAGCCUAUGAAGCAACCUUCAUAUCUGAAAAACAUCAAUCCAGCUGCUACCCACUGGGUUUUGGGCUAUCAUGUCACAUGACCUAGAUUUGAACCUUUAUUUUAAGCCUUAUCCAGAGAUAUUAAUUACACCAACAAUGAAAGUAAUUGUCUGAGGAUGCUGCUGGACCAUCUGACAUAAAAAGAAAAGUGGACAGUUUGAUGAAAAUGCUUUAAAUAAAGGUUCAAAUCCAGGUCAUGUGACAUGAUUGUCCAAAACACAGGGCCCUACUUAUGAAUGCUAUGCUGUACAUCCUAAUAAACUCUCUUAGCUAAAACUGAAUAAAGUUGCUGUCAUCCUCCCCAAAUACAUUUCAUGUUGUAGAUCAAUAAAAGGACUGAUUC